CGGUCUCCCUGCCCGUCAGCGCCACCCCCCUCCCCGGGUCUGCAGCAGCUCCAGCCGCCUCGUCGCGCCCCCCCAGCCCCCUCCCCCCGCCCCCGCCGCCCCCCGGGCCGGUGCAGCCGCAGGCGGGGUCCCCCUUCCCCUCCCCCUCUCCCCCAGGCUCGCGCGCCCCGACCGCCCCCUCCCCUCCCCCUCCGCGCCGCCGCGAUGCCCCCCCCUGCGCCCGGGGCCCGGCUCCGGCUCCUCGCUGCCGCCGCCCUGGCCGGCCUGGCCGUCAUCAGCCGAGGACUGCUUUCCCAGAGCCUGGAGUUCAGCUCACCUGCGGACAACUAUACAGUGUGUGAAGGUGACAACGCCACCCUCAGCUGCUUCAUUGAUGAGCAUGUGACUCGAGUGGCCUGGUUGAACCGCUCCAACAUCCUGUAUGCAGGAAACGACCGCUGGACCAGUGACCCCCGGGUGCGGCUGCUCAUCAACACACCUGAGGAGUUCUCGAUCCUCAUCACCCAGGUGGGGCUCGGUGAUGAGGGCCUCUACACCUGCUCCUUCCAGACACGCCACCAGCCCUAUACCACUCAGGUCUACCUCAUCGUCCAUGUUCCUGCCCGCAUCGUGAACAUCUCCUCCCCUGUGGCAGUGAAUGAAGGGGGCAAUGUGAACCUUCUCUGCCUGGCUGUGGGAAGGCCAGAGCCCACUGUCACCUGGAGACAGCUCCGAGACGGCUUCACCUCAGAGGGCGAGAUUCUGGAAAUCUCCGACAUCCAGCGGGGCCAGGCCGGGGAAUACGAAUGCAUUACCCACAACGGGGUGAACUCGGCUCCCGACAGCCGCCGCGUGCUAGUCACAGUGAAUUAUCCCCCGACCAUCACCGAUGUGACCAGCGCACGCACCGCCCUGGGCCGGGCCGCCCUCCUGCGCUGCGAAGCCAUGGCGGUGCCACCUGCAGAUUUCCAGUGGUACAAGGAUGACAGGCUGCUAAGCAGCGGCUCGGCGGAGGGUCUCAAAGUGCAGACGGAGCGCACCCGCUCGAUGCUUCUCUUUGCCAACGUGAGCGCUAGGCACUACGGCAACUACACCUGUCGAGCAGCCAACAGACUUGGAGCGUCCAGCGCCUCCAUGCGGCUCCUGCGCCCAGGAUCCCUGGAGAACUCGGCUCCAAGGCCCCCAGGACCCCUGACCCUCCUCUCUGCCCUGGGCUGGCUGUGGUGGAGAAUGUAGAUGUCACCCAGUACAGCGCACCUCCCCCUGAAGGGGGCCUCAGGCCAGGAGCAAGAGAAAGGGGGUGAGCAGGCGCCUUGGGUCUCAAGGGGGGACAGAAGAGCUCUCUGCCACAGAGGAAGAAAGAAGAGAAGGAGGAAGGUCUUCUAGAGAACCCAUCACUGUGAGGGAUAACGCAAAAUUAUGCAUCUUUCUACAGCCAUUCUCGCCACCCGUUCACGUUUCCAAUUGUGACCCACCACCCCCAGCCACUCCACACCCCUCUCUUAGCUCAGGCUGUCAACUGGCUCGUGUGUGUGUGUGUGUGUGUGUGUGUGUGUGUGUGUGUGUGCGCGCGCAUGUUGUGUAUGUGUGUGAAGGUGUGCUGGGGAGGGAACCAGGAAGCCUCCCUCUCUGGAACUGACUCUCCCAUGGCCCCUGCCCAUUCCUGCUGCCUCUCUUCCUCUGGCUGGAGGUAGGUAUGGGGGCUUCAUGGUGGAAGCUUGACAAGAAGAUUGCCAGCUUUCCACCUUCCCAUAUAUGCACGAACACCUACCCCUCUCCUCCCUAUUGAAGGGGCAGGCAGGGUGGGUGUCAGGUGUCACUCAGCCUUUGUGAAUAGGUGGGGAUCUUCACUAUGGCUUGUUUCUCCCUGCUCUAUCACCAGUUGCCUGCAGCCAGAGGCCCUAUCACUGGCUCAGUGGCUUGAAACCUCCCUUGUCCCCUCCGCCUCCCCGACCCUGAACUUUCUGGCUCCCUUCCUGGGCCAAUCGGUGCUUCCACUCAACUGAUGGGCUGGUGGCACUUGUCACCAGUCUAUCUCAGUGCUUUGCCCCACCCAGACCCCCUAGACUCCCCUUGGCCACAGUGGCACCCUCCAGCUGCCCUGCAGCUGACCCACAAGCAUGGGCUCCCUGGCCACCUGCUCCUUCUCCUCUCAACCCAUAGUACCUCCAAAGGCUGCUGUGACCACACACACACACACACACACACACACACACACACACACACAUGCAUACACACACACACACACACACACACACACACACCAGCAACUGACCAGCAAUAGCUCUUGGCUUCAGCUGCCCCAGAGUCUGUGACUAGCAGUAAUUCCCUCAGAGUAGGCCACUAUUAUCCACAGAGGAAGCUGACAGGCUCUGUGCAUGGGAACACCCCACCCUGAUACACCAGGCCUCACACGAGUUGGAGAGAGAGGAGACACACAGACAUCUUGAACCCAGGCAGAGGCACCAUGCCACCAGCCCUAACUUCAGUAACCACACACCCAAAGUCAUACCACUCAGAGCCUGGUGAAGACGAGGGCAGAGAGGGGCAGGGAGGCAAGGGGCAGUGACUGUACCUCAGACGGGGGCGUGGGCCCCAUCCCACAUUGUCUUCCAUUCCCAGGGUCCAUGAUGGGGUGGGGAGGGGGAGGGAUAUCAGGGGAGGUGGGAGGGGGGCCCUGGGGGCCGUGUGUUCCAAUUCAUGGGGAGUGUUGAGACCACCAUACCAAUAAACGCCUUUUUCCAAA
Molecule: messenger RNA, 2725 nt
Organism: Onychomys torridus (southern grasshopper mouse)
Lineage: Eukaryota; Metazoa; Chordata; Mammalia; Rodentia; Cricetidae
Gene: Iglon5
Product: IgLON family member 5
Exons: 8
Coding region: 205-1215 (336 amino acids)
Cellular component (GO): neuron projection
Source: RefSeq, a predicted model, not a curated record